Molecule: messenger RNA, 432 nt
Organism: Strongylus vulgaris
Lineage: Eukaryota; Metazoa; Nematoda; Chromadorea; Rhabditida; Strongylidae
Source: the annotation of a GenBank genome assembly
GAUGCUAACCCUAAUUUUAUUUCAGGUUUUCUUGGCACUGCCUUCUCACCGGUCAAAGCAGAUAUCAGCGGUAAUGUUGUAAAGGUGCGUACCCGUUUCGAAAAGGAUAAAACAGGACAACGCUACUUGCAAGACUUGAUAGACGCUGAUUUACAAGAACAUGGUGGCAGAUUGGGUAUAGCCACUGAGGGCCUUUUGUGGCUCAAAAGAGGACUAGAAUUCAUGCUGGAAAUGCUCACACUGAUGGUGCAAGAAUAUAAAUCCUGUCCAGACAAGAGUAAGACUGAGAAUCUUGUAGGUGUAAUCAAUACAGCCUAUGAGCGGUCUCUCAAGCGACAUCACGGCUUCAUGUCAAAACAGCUUUUUAAGGUAAUGAUCUGGAUAUCUUCGUUGGUAGGAAAGGGUAUCAGUUGUGCAAGACAGAUUGGAUAA